This is a messenger RNA of Asparagus officinalis (garden asparagus), 1496 nucleotides long. RefSeq names its product probable cadmium/zinc-transporting ATPase HMA1, chloroplastic. Gene Ontology annotation, cellular component: membrane. Bases 114 to 1496 code for a protein of 460 amino acids. Lineage: Eukaryota; Viridiplantae; Streptophyta; Magnoliopsida; Asparagales; Asparagaceae. The record is from RefSeq and is a predicted model, not a curated record. The transcript is spliced from 11 exons. Gene Ontology annotation, molecular function: ATP binding; transporter activity; ATP hydrolysis activity.
UGAAGGCUCUGCAGGGAACGCUCAUUGCCAUCGCGUUUCCUCUCGUUGGGGUCUCAUCAGCACUUGAUGCCGCUUUGAAUAUUGCUGCUGGAAAAAUAAAUAUCCAUGUUCUCAUGGCGCUUGCAGCCUUUGCAUCAGUAUUCAUGGGGAAUUCCUUGGAAGGUGCCUUGCUUCUUGCUAUGUUUAACCUGGCUCAUAUUGCGGAAGAAUAUUUCACAAGCCGGUCUAUGAUCGAUGUGAAAGAACUGAAGGACAGUCAUCCAGAUUUUGCGCUGCUGCUGGAAGUUGAUAACAACAGGUUUCCACAAUUCACGGAAUUAAAUUACAAAAAGAUUCCUGUUGGUGAACUGGAAGUAGGCUCCAUUAUACUUGUCAGGGCUGGUGAGGCUGUGCCGGUUGACGGGGAAGUUAUUCAAGGGGCAUCUACAGUAACCAUUGAGCAUUUGACUGGGGAGAGCAAGCCCCUAGAGAGAAAGGUGGGAGAUACAAUUCCAGGUGGUGCAAGAAACCUUGAAGGCAUGCUGAUUAUCAAGGCAAGAAAGACGUGGAAAGAUUCUACCUUGAGCAAAAUUGUGCAGUUGACUGAAGAAGGGCAGUUAAAUAAGCCUAAGCUGCAAAGAUGGUUAGAUGAAUUUGGUGAACAUUAUAGCAAGGUUGUUGUAGCUCUAUCCUUGUCUGUCGCUUUCGUCGGACCAUUUCUUUUCAAAUGGCCCUUUAUCGGCAACUCAGUUUCCAGGGGCUCUAUUUACCGUGCUUUGGGGCUUAUGGUUGCAGCAUCUCCCUGUGCAUUAGCUGUGGCACCUUUAGCAUAUGCCACUGCAAUAAGUUCAUGUGCAAGUAAGGGAAUUUUGCUAAAGGGUGGCCACGUGUUAGAUGCCCUUGCGGCUUGUCAGACCAUUGCAUUUGAUAAGACUGGUACAUUGACAACCGGGAAUCUUAUGUGUAGAGCAAUCGAGCCCAUUCAUGGACACUUGGAACAAGGAGUUCAAUCUUGUUGUAUUCCGAACUGUGAAAACGAAGCUUUAGCUGUAGCUGCAGCCAUGGAAAAAGGGACCACUCAUCCUAUUGGAAGAGCUGUUGUAGAUCAUAGCCUUGGGAAAGAACUGCCUACUGUUUCGAUUGAAAGCUUUGAGUGUCUUCCUGGUAGAGGUCUUUUGGCAACGCUCUCUGGAUUUGAGUCAGAAAAUGGAGGUACUCAGCUCUUAAAUGCAUCACUUGGUUCUGUGGAGUACAUCACCUCCUUAUGCAAAUCCAAUGUGGAAUCUCAUAAAAUAAAGGAAGCAGUGAAAAUGUCUGCUUAUGGCUGCGAUCUUGUUCAAGCAGCACUCUCUGUCAAUAAAAAGUAUCUACCUGAUGAGGAGCAGCAACGAGUGUUAGACGUGCCAGAGAUUGAAAUUCAAGAUGAUUUAACUACUAUUGAGAUUCUUGUAUGUAUUCUUGCUAAGGAAGACAAAAGACUUAGAAACAAGGUAGUACAGAGCUUCGGAGAGCCGUAG